GUCUAUCCUAAGCUACGAUGGCAGCAUGUAUAUGAAGGUGGUGAUGCCGACGGUAAUACACACAGAAGCAGAGGACGUGUCCCUGCGGUUCAUGUCCCAGCGUGCCUUUGGCCUGUUGAUGGCUGCCACAUCACGUGAGUCCGCAGACACACUGCGACUUGAGCUGGACAGCGGCCGUGUCAGACUCACCGUCAAUUUAGACUGUGGCAGGAUAAACUGUAACACCAGUAAAGGACCAGAGACAUUGUACGCUGGCCAGAAAGUGAACGACAAUGAUUGGCACUCGGUCAGAGUGAUGCGGCGUGGUAAAAACUUCAAACUCAUGGUGGAUGAUGAUGUGGCAGAAGGUCAGAUGAAUGGUGACCACACUCGGCUGGAGUUCAGUAACAUUGAGACCGGGAUUCUGACAGAACGGCGCUUUGCCUCCACGGCUCCAUCCAACUUCAUCGGUCACCUGCAAGGCCUGAAGUUCAACGGCCUUUUCUACAUCGACAUGUGCAAGAACGGGGACAUCGAAUUCUGUGAGCUAAAUGCUCGUUUCGGCAUGCGCUCCAUCGUGGCCGAUCCUGUUACCUUCAAGACCAAAGGAAGCUAUCUGGGUCUUGCUACGCUCCAGGCAUAUAACACCAUGCACCUGUUCUUUCAGUUCAAAACCACCUCGGGUGACGGAUUCAUCCUCUUCAACAGUGGAGACGGGAAUGAUUUUAUUGCCGUAGAGCUUGUCAAAGGGUAUAUCCACUAUGUGUUUGACCUUGGAAACGGACCGAGUCUUCUGAAGGGAAACAGCGACAGUCCUCUUAACGACAACCAGUGGCACAAUGUGGUGAUCACUCGCGACGCCAGCAACACGCACACGUUAAAGGUGGACGCCAAGUCUGUGAGCCAGGUGGUCAACGGAGCCAAAAAUCUGGACCUGAAAGGUGAUCUGUUUGUGGCCGGUCUGGGGCCCAACAUGUACCAGAUCCUGCCGAAGCUGGUGGUGUCUCGCGAGGGUUUCCAGGGCUGCUUAGCUUCCAUGGAUCUCAACGGCCGUCUGCCAGACCUCAUCAAUGACGCUCUGUUCCGCAGCGGGCAGAUCGAACGGGGCUGUGAAGGGCCCAGCACUACAUGCCAGGAGGAUUCGUGCGCCAACAUGGGUGUGUGCAUCCAGCAGUGGGAGAACUUCACCUGCGACUGCUCCAUGACCUCGUACUCCGGCACCCAGUGCAACGACCCUGGAGCGACGUACAUCUUUGGAAAGGGCGGAGGUCUUAUCACCUACACAUGGCCCAAUAACGAGAGGCCCAGCACUCGGACCGACCGACUGGCGGUGGGCUUCAGCACCACUAUCAAGGAUGGGAUUCUGGUCCGCAUCGACAGCGCCCCCAGGCUGGGAGACUACAUCAUGCUCCAUAUCGAAGAAGGAAAGGUGGGCGUAACGUUCAACAUCGGUACAGUGGACAUCAGCGUCAAAGAGUUGACUACAGAUGUCAAUGAUGGGAAAUAUCAUGUGGUGCGCUUCACAAGGAACGGGGGAAACGCCACCUUACAGGUGGACAACUGGCCAAUCAACGAGCACUUUCCAUCAGGCAACAGCGACAUUGAGCGUUAUCAAAUGGCUAAUAAGAAAAUCCCGUUCAAAUAUACCCGGCCGGUCGAAGAUUGGCUACAUGAGAAAGGUCGUCAGCUGACCAUUUUUAACACCCAAGCCACCAUCUCAAUAGGCGGUAAUGACCGCAAGCGGCCAUAUCAAGGCCAGCUCUCUGGUCUCUAUUACAAUGGCCUGAAGGUUCUCAACAUGGCAGCUGAAGGUCAUGUUAACAUCAAGAUAAAUGGCAGUGUGAGGCUGGUUGGAGAUGUACCGACUAGCAGAAGCCCCUCACGCACCACCACUUCCAUGCCGCCGGAGAUGUCCACCACCUUCAUCGAGACCACCACCACACUGUCAACCACCACUACCCGCAAGCAACGCUCACCACCAACCAUUCAGACGACGGAUGACAUUGUGUCCUCUGCAGAAUGUUCCAGCGACGACGAGGAUCUGGAGGAGUGUGACGGGGGACACACAGGAGGGGAGUUAGUCAUCCCCGUUCUAGUCGAGGAUCCCAUAGACAUUCCCCCUGUUUCCACUCGAGCCCCUUUCAUCCCCCUCCCCCCGACCCUUCACCCCGUCCUCACCAUUAUUAAGACCACCAAAGAGUCCCUGUCAAUUGCCACCGAGGCGGGGGUACCUUGCUUGUCGCACCAAGGCAGCGAUGAUUGUGAUGAUGAUGAUGGUGAUGAUGAUGAUGGUGAUGGCUUGGUGGUUUCGGGGUUUGGCUCUGGGGAGGCCUUCGACUCUAGCCUCCCCCCUACUGACGAUGAAGAUUUUUACACCACCUUCUCCCUGGUAACAGAUAAGAUCUUGACCACGUCGACUUACGAAGGUGGCUACAAAGCUCUCGCACCCAAGUGGGAAGUAAAGGACUUUAAACCUAGCAAGGCCUCUGAGGCGGGCAGGACUACGACCAUCCCGCCUCUGCCUGACCUCAGGAGGCCGUCCCCCGCCACGCCCGAGGCCGCUCCUAAAAUUCCCGCCGGGAAAAUGAACAACCGUGAAAUCAAACCCCAACCGGACAUAGUGCUGCUCCCGCUCCCCACGUCUUUGGACAUGGACGGCACCAAACCGAAGGGGCCGUACAUCACGCAGCCCAUGUUGCGCACCAUCCCCAGCGCCCUGCCCACCGAGCCGGGUAUCAGGAGAGUGCCCCCUGGUGCCUCGGAGGUAAUACGCGAGUCCAGCAGCACCACAGGCAUGGUGGUUGGGAUCAUCUCUGCUGCCGCCCUGUGCAUCCUCAUCCUUCUCUAUGCCAUGUACAAAUACAGGAACAGGGACGAGGGCUCCUAUCAGGUAGAUGAAACACGGAACUACAUUAGCAAUUCAGCACAGAAUAACGGCACGGUAGUGAAAGACAAACAGCCCGGCACCAAGAGUGCCAGCAACAAGAGACCCAAAGACAAGGACAAGGAAUACUAUGUAUAAAACGAAAUCCAAAUGUCCAAAAUACAGAGGGGAAAAAAAAAACUUGAACAGGAAACGGUGAUUUUACACACAAAAAAAGUCCUUUAAAAACUCAGACUCAUUGAGUCAAAAUGAACCCAUUUCCAAGCUCUGUGAUCUGAAGCACACUUAAGCAUACAGUAAGAGUAUAGGGAGAAGGCAAAUAGGACUCUGGGGACCUUGAUACCUUAUUUUCUGUCUGGUUGUGGGACAAUGCCAGUGUAAAAUAUCUCAUUGUUACAUUGUUAUCCCUCAAGUGACUUUCUAAGGUACAAAAUACUUGGUGUAAAAAAAAAAAGACAAAAGGAGAAAAAAAAGCAACCCUUGUCCAUUGUAACCCUGUACAAAUCAACGCAGAUCAUGGGUAAUGGUCAUGAUUUUGGGCAUGCAUGUGAUGUGUGUGAUGUAGUACUGAUAUCUUUGCAAAGAGGAGAUCUAGAGGAUGUUGUUUUGAAGAUGCAAAGUGGGAAAAUUUGCCAUAAAACAGUACUUUUCUUACCCAAGCAGGAGAAGAAAUGUUCCAUUAAACAAAUGGUGUUUCUUUCUAUUUUUAUGCUUUAUUUUUUUUAGUAUACUCAUUUUUCCUUUUGUUUCUGGUUUUAUUUCUCAUCCCUUUCUCUUCCAGUGUCCGUCAAGUAUUAACUUGCUUUAAUAUUCAUAUUCUGAUUGAGCUCUGCCAUGUAUAAACAGAUUCAACUGAAAAGCAUCCAUCUGUUACAAAUGGAAAGCGAGACAUUCUACAUUAAAUUUGGGAUUCUCCUUUCAGUUUUGACUGCUUGAGUCAUUUGCUACACACACGUCUCAAAUAUGGAGCAACUGUGAGCGAAGCAAUCUGUUGUCUGAAGGAGGGCGGAUUCAAUGUGAAUGAGUGUAUAUUUCAUGUUGUCACAGUCAACUGUGUCAAACAAUAAAUAUGUUUACAUAUUUUAUUACAUCAUAGAUGUGGUACUUUGUAGUUCAUUAUUGUACAUAACAGUUGAUUUUGACAUUUUCAUAUGCUAUCUGUACCAACUGAACAAACAUUUAGUUUAUUGUAGCUCAUACUGGAAAGUCCAAAAGUCUGAGCCCACAUUGAACAUCUGUAAAACAUUCAAAACGUAAUAUGAGCCUGGAAAUUAGCAGAAGUACAUGUAUUGUAACAAGGUAAUGGUGUGAUGUACAAUGAAGAUCAAUAAGAUAAUUUGUCCAGCUCCAAAUCUACAAUGGAUCUGAUUGCUUCCAUUGAUGUGCACAAAUUGCGCUGGAUAACAUGGAUCAGACGUGUGGAGUCCAAAGGGGACGUACCAAAAACCAAGACAAUUAAAAACUCUUCAUUUACUCCGACUUUUUACUCAAAUUCCUUAUGUAUUUUAUUAUGACAAAACAGAUGCAAAACAGACACAUUUUAACUCUGUGGUCUCAGAGGUUUGGACCCCACCCUAUACGCUUAAUGUUAUGAAAGAUGCUCCUCUAUCUCAAUGGUGUAACUGAGAAGACGUCAACUGGUUGAAAACACCCUCCGCAUUACCAAGGCUCCAUGUUACUGGUUAAUUGACAACUGGUUCUCUUUUUUUUUUUUUCUUCUUCUUUUUUUUUAAAGCCUACAAGAGCUCAUAAUAAAGGCGGAUGAUGGAUUGGAUUCAUACUGCCACCACAUUUCUGGAGUCCAUGAUUAUUUGUUUUUUGUCUGUGUCUCAUUCUGUGUAUUUAUGAUUUUCACCAUGUUGCGCUGUUGAGUUCUAUAGGUUUGUUGCAUUAUGACAUUUGUGUCGGCAAUAGUGGAAUUCCUCAUCCUUUUUGCUCAUGUAUAUUUAUUCUUUUUUUCUUUUUGUUCAACACAUCACAGGACUCAGAUUUGUCUGCAGUCAUUUAAAUUUUGUGUUAUUUUUUCAGUUCAUCGGUUAUUGUUUUCACUCUUGACAGCUAUGUCCAGCAAUAAAAUGUUCCCAGUUGUUUUCAA
Pimephales promelas (fathead minnow) is the source of this 4958-nucleotide messenger RNA. The record is from RefSeq and is a predicted model, not a curated record. Lineage: Eukaryota; Metazoa; Chordata; Actinopteri; Cypriniformes; Leuciscidae.